Neospora caninum is the source of this 2259-nucleotide messenger RNA. Its product is annotated as Protoporphyrinogen oxidase, related. The transcript has a single exon. NCBI's taxonomy places the organism in Eukaryota, Apicomplexa, Conoidasida, Eucoccidiorida, Sarcocystidae. The coding region runs from base 1 to 2259 and encodes 752 amino acids. The record is from RefSeq and is a predicted model, not a curated record. Gene Ontology annotation, molecular function: oxidoreductase activity.
AUGAUCAUCGCGGAGGCUGCGCCGCGUGCGGGAGGCUGUCUGUACACCCGAAAGUCUCCGUGUGGGCAUUUCCUGUAUGACGUCGGCGCAAACAGUUUUCGACUUACGCGUGGAACGUUGAAGCUUGUGCAAGACUUGGGGCUUCUCUCUCAGCUUCAAAGAGUGGACCCGAGGCUCGAGCGUUUCAUCGGCUUCCGUGGCGGCCUUCGUCCGCUCCCGUUUUCGUCCUUGCCGGCCCUCUUCACCUCAGACCUGCUCUCGCGCUCCGGCAAACUCCGUCUCCUCGCGGGUCUGUGUGGGAUCUUCCCGCCGAGGUUCCUCUGGAAUCUCAUGCAUCCUUCAUCUUCGCCUUCGGCGCCUAUGUCCUGUGCGUCCCCCUCCUCCCAUCCAUUUGUGUCUCCAGCCGCCGCGCCCUUCUCUCCUCCGUCCCCCUCGUCAGGCUUCGGCGACGAGGAAGGGCGACGGUCUCUUUCCAGCGUCGUCUCUCGCUUGUCCUGGGGACAACCCCGCGACGAGACCGUCGAGGAGUUCAUUUCUCGGCGCCUCGGCCCGGAGAUGCACUCGCGGAUUCUCGAUGCACUGGUCACUGGCAUCUGUGCAGGCGACGCUUCUCAGUUGUCGAUGAAGGCAACCCUUCCUGCCGCGCACCGCGCCCUCGAUCGCGGGGUGAUCGUCUACGCGCUCCAGUCUCUCGCCGCAAAGAUCGCGUCUGUGUGGAGCCCGAAAAGCGCGGAAAUGCACGCGAGCGGCGAAGGAGCCGCGCGAGCAACAAUGCUCCCCAGCCGAGACCCAGAGGGACGCAACGAGCACGGCCAGGCCGAACAGCCAGGCCGGACGCCAAGCGCUGAGGAGGGCGGAAAACACGCCCACAGCAUGAGAGUCGAUCCACACGUGGCGACGCGUGACAUGCAAGGAAUCGUCAACUUUGACGACGGAAUGGAAACGCUGACUAACGCACUCGUUGCGAAUCUCCCUGUCGCCGCGCCUCAGGAUCCCCUCCCGGCGUGCAGGCUGCGGCUCCAGUGGAAGUUGAAAGCGUUGCGUUGCUUCCCUGCUGACACCCCGGAGGCGUCGUUCACUUCGGGCGCUUCUCGCGCGUCUGGAGCGUCAGCAAACAAUGCGACUUCUUCGGCUUCGGGGUCCGCAGCCGGGGCGUCGCUCGCGCCGUCUUCCCCGCCUUGGUUCGAGGCUCUCUUUGAGACUCCAGAGGGUCUGAGACGCGUUCAUGCCCGCCAAGUGCUUUUGACGAUUCCGGCGGAAGCCGUGGCGAGCGCCAUGCGUUCCUCGCUGUCGCCGUCGCUUCUCGGCCGGCUGGCCGCUCUGCCGCAGGCCUCGAUGGCGCUUGUCACCCUCGCGUACUCAAAACCGCGCCUCCAGCACAUCGUCCGUGAAGACGGGAGUCUGGGGAUCCUGAAAGCAAACGCGCGUCAUCCAGGCGAAGAGCAGUACGUGUUUGAGGAUGACGAGCUACCGAGAAAGAAGGCCCGCUGCGACACUCCGUCGCCGUCCUCUGUUUCUUCCUCGGCCUCGGGUGGGGACGCGGAGGACACCGCGGAGGCGUCGAACGAGCGGACCAGGCGACAGGAAGACGUCGCGCGGUCCCGCCUGUCUCUCGGUUCCUUCCUACGCGAGCGCGAGAAGCCAAGCAGUCUCGGAUUCGGGUUUCUCCUCCCCGGAGAGGAGCGGAUUCGCCACCAGUGGAAAACGCUGGGAGGAAUCUUCGUCUCGGACGUCUUCCACGGGAGAGUCCCCGCGUCGAGCGAUUCCCUCUUUGAAGGCGCGAAAGACGGCCCCAACUCAGACGUGGUUCAGGAAGAAGUAAGUUUGGUGACGAUGUUUGUGGGGGGUAUUCGCGAUGGAGAUGUGGUUUUGACAGCGAGCGACGUGGAGCUGGGUGAAGCGGCGCGCGACGACUUCCUGCGGGCGUUUGCGAGCCUGUCUGCUGCUGGGGAUGCCGCGCGCAGUCUCUCGCCAGACGCGAAGGAGAAAAUGAAGCUGUGGGUUUCGGUGCUCAAUGUGCAGCGAUGGGCUUCCACGAUUCCCCAAUAUGUGACCGGGCACGACCGACUGAAGGGCGACCUACAGGCAGAAAUUGCUGACCGUUUCCAAGUUCGCGAAGGCGAGCGACACGAGGAGAGACUAAUUGUGGAAGGAAACUGGCUGUCGGGUGCGGCUGUCGGGGACCGAAUCGAUGCUGGCGAGAGGGCGGGCCAGGGCCUGCUCAGCAACGCGAUGAUCCGAGGGGGGUCGGACGGGUGA